Molecule: messenger RNA, 368 nt
Organism: Porites evermanni
Lineage: Eukaryota; Metazoa; Cnidaria; Anthozoa; Scleractinia; Poritidae
Source: the annotation of a GenBank genome assembly
AUGCAAAGUUUUUCUAUGCUUCCUACAAUUGAUAAACCAACAAGAGUGUAUGGGUCUUCAGCGACUUUAAUUGACAAUAUCUUCACAAAUAACCUGACGAAUAAUAUUUCUAGUGGCAAUAUCGUCACCGAUACAACCGAUCGUUUUUCGCAAGUCUGUAUAUUGUCAAUGUAAGCAAGCAAAAAUUAACAAAUACAAAAAAGACUAAAUUUAGGGAUUAUUCCAGCUUUAAUGCUAAUAAAUUCAUGAAUGAGCUAAGUGCAAUUAAUUGGGAAGAGGUUUCUAGUAAUUGCGACGUGACCAAGUCGUCCUCUCACCUUUAUAAAACCAUAAAUCAUGUAGUUAAUAAACAUGCACCGCUCAGGGAU